CUCUCUGAGGUUUUGCUCAGCGCCUUGAAUCAAAACCUUGUCCAGUUCACACUGCGGCCAGGGGUCCAAGUGACUGUUUAUGCAGCACACCUAUCAGCAGCGCCCCUAGUGGACACCAGCGAGAACCACAGUGGCUCUGCCAUGCUAAUGCUGUUAUCAGUUGUGGUUGUGGGUUUAGCUGUAUUUGUCAUCUACAAAUUCAAGAGGAAGAUCCCAGGCCUCAACGUCUAUGCGCAGAUGCAGAAUGAAAAAGAACAAGAAAUGAUGAGUCCAGCUAAUCCAACAGAGGCCACGCCCAGCUCACAGCGGGACUUGGUGCAUUCUUUGGAGAUUCUGGACACAGAGUUUAACUCACGGCCCAUCGGAUGUAUGAAACCUCAUGUACAUGUGAAAUUCUCCACAGAACUCCCCACAUACAUCGUCUGAACUCUGGACUGGAUUACCACUCCAGCUGUGUCAUGGAUAUUUUUUUACCAUUUGGGACACAAUGGUUUUGAGCUUUAUACCUGUGCAUGCUGGACCCUGCUGACACAUACUGUGCUCUGUUCAAACCAGAAGAAACUGUGUACAGGUUUUCUUUUAACAUCAUGUCUGAUACAUUAAACAUUUAAAAAAUUUCAUUUAUUUAAACAAGUCAGAUACAUAAUCCAGAAGGGAUGCCAGCAUGAACUAGCGAAGGGAAAAUUGUCAUAAGCAACAAUGUUUUGACUUUGCUUAUAUAGAUAAGAUUGGUUUGCUGUUCUAUGAAGCAAACAGCAGUAGUGUAUUAUUUAUUCAUAUAAAUAUACUUUUAUGAAGUAUGUUAUUGAAGUGAAUUACACAUUUAUUUUGUAAGUCAUAAAUGUCUAUGUUAGAAAUGUGUAUUUUAAUAACAUGUCAUACUAAACAUAAAUGCUGUUAUAAAAAAUGAAUAGGGUAUUUCAAAGCUUUUUGUUCAUUGUCUCUUGGAAAGCUGAUUUAUGGCACAAUACACAUUUUCUACUGAAAUAUUUCUUUUUUUCUGAUUUUAAUUUAUUAACAAAAUACGGGGUUUGGUUUUCUGGAUUAAUUUAAACUUUGCUGUUAAUCUAAUGCUUCUGGUACUAUUUAUGAUACAUACCAGUUUGUAAAAUGUUUUGUGCUUCAGCAUCUUCUGACUACAACUGAUCCCCAAAUAUCACAAGACAUUACACCUUUUAGGAACAGAAGAACAAACUGGGGGGACAGCAGGAGGACUAUCCCACAAAGAAAAAUAUUCCAAAGUUGUAGUUAGCCACAUCCCAAUCUACAGCCAACAUCCCUACUGGAGGCAGAGAACAAUUUAUCAAGGCAAAGAUUUAAGGUGGCAGUUGGAAUGAGAAACAACUACUUUGUGAGAGUAUCCAAAGAGUAUGGCAUUGAGGAAGAGAGAGGCAGAGAGAGAGGUUAAGAGAGAUGGAAGAGUGCAUUUUUGGGGCAUGGUGCAUUAAGAGUGUUGUAUUGGACAGAAAAAAGAAGAGGUUGACUUCUUGAAUCCUUAAUGUGGCCAGUCAAGCUCAAGGCUGGCUAAGGUUGGUGACACAUUUAGGCUAAUGUCCUGACCCACUCUCGAGUAGCAGCCAUCUUCAUCCCAGCUCAUUAUAUCGUGCUGUAGGAACAAGAGAACUAGAGCGCAGAUGCUACCAGGCUAUAUGGAUGGUUAGCUUGUUCAGAGGACUGUCAAGCCCUGUGGUACUUUGUGUGCAAAAUCUGACAGAUGUAAAUGCCUGAUUGAUGCCUUUCAAAUCUUCCAAGGCAAUUUUUCUGGAUUUGUUUUUUUUCCUCUCUUUUUACAUUGAGGAGGUAUGGACACAAAGAGAGUGUGGUUUUGUCUGUUUCAGAUGGUAUUUUCCACAAUUGUUCAGCUGUGUCUGCGCAGAAAUUGCCCAAAUAUGCACCUACGCGCAAAGAGUAGAGGAUGUAACUCUGGACCAUACAGAAGAGCAGUGAUUAUACACUUAAAUGCAACACUUUGUGUAACAUUGCCUCAUUUGACCUGCUUAACAACAAACACCCAUUUAACACUGUGUCAAGUAAGGAGAAGUUUGUCCCAUUUCUUUUACGAUGGGACAUGAGUUAAUAGGUUCUCAAAUAAUUGUGAGAUGCCAAGAGAGGUGGACUUGACCACAUUUCCUUAUAGCUCUGCAAUGAUUAAAAAAAAAAUGAGGAGCAAACAUGAUAAAAAUGUUACUUUUCCUGGAAUGUUGGUGCACAUGAAAGCUUGGAAAUGGAUGUUGAGAUGUCCUGUGUAUACACAGAGAUACAAAGGGCCUGAAGCUUGCAGGUAUCUUUGUGUGAGCAGAGUUAACUUUCAUAUUGAGCUCCAAUUGAGCAGUCAUUUUACAGUUACUACACUGGCACAUGACAAAGCAUGUCAUUUGUUGGAUGUAUUCCCCACUGUGUUCCUUGCAUUGUUUUUGUUGCUAGUUAGAGUUUUAUUGUAGAGAACAGGAAAGCCAUUGACCAUGAUGAUCAGCUUUGUAUACAUUUCUUUGAAGUAUGUUUAACAAUUACAUGCUUCAGUUUGACAACAGAAUCAGAGCAAGCAUGAUUGGUUGUUACCAGGUUUUGUCUGGUACAUCAGAAUUUAUGUAAAGGGACACCUUUCUUUACUUCCCUGGGAUGGAUUGCUGGGUGCCUCUUGAAUUUUAGUAGUGUUGGGGUGGCAAGCAUCAAGAGUCUACCACAGUAGAUACUUGUGUUUUGACAUGUAUCACACAUGACAUGCUAGUGUGCGCUGCCCUCAAAGACUGACAUUUACUAGAACAUGCACUGUUAUCUGUUACAGCAGUUAAAAUUUUUAUAUAAGCUGUAAUAAAUCUGUUUAAAAAGAAGUGUUUAUAUUCCAGAGCUGCAUGCUAGGAUGAUUUGGUAACAAUUCAACUUCCAUCUUCAUGUCCAUUGUAGCUGUGUGUAUACAUCUGAGGUUGCAGGAUACAAAUUGCACUCUAGUAUGAGGUGAUUUAUAUUAUCCCAUUGCAUGGUAUUAUAAGGGUGGUUUAACAUGCUGGUGGUUGGAUUUUUGUUAAUCAGAAACAUCAAUGAAAUAUCUCAGACAUGUAGCAAUACAAAAACGGGACUGGAUUCCCCACACUUAAGGAAAUUUUAGAAGGAUGUAAAGUUCUAUACUAGUAAAUACAAAUUUCUCUGUCUGGCUCUGAUUUUAACAGCUUAAGGGAGACAUACAGUACAGCAGCCUGUAACCACAGACCCAUGGUACAAAACAGCAGACUGCUAAUCCUAACCUCCACCCCAGGAAGAGGAAAUGACUGUGGCCAGACUAGAUCAGGAGGUCAAUCAUAAUAAAAGCAUCUUCUGUCUUUGAGUUUUGCUAGGAUGAAGACAAGUUGAACAGACAGGAAGUCCU
Molecule: messenger RNA, 3364 nt
Organism: Lates calcarifer (barramundi perch)
Lineage: Eukaryota; Metazoa; Chordata; Actinopteri; Centropomidae
Product: VPS10 domain-containing receptor SorCS3
Exons: 4
Source: RefSeq, a predicted model, not a curated record